Molecule: messenger RNA, 1054 nt
Organism: Erpetoichthys calabaricus (reedfish)
Lineage: Eukaryota; Metazoa; Chordata; Cladistia; Polypteriformes; Polypteridae
Gene: mettl21a
Product: methyltransferase 21A, HSPA lysine
Exons: 3
Coding region: 128-784 (218 amino acids)
Biological process (GO): peptidyl-lysine methylation
Cellular component (GO): cytoplasm; cytosol
Molecular function (GO): protein-lysine N-methyltransferase activity
Source: RefSeq, a predicted model, not a curated record
UGACGUCGACAGCCGACCAACCGUUGAGUAUACACCGGCGAGUCCUGCAGAAACCUGGGCUCCGCUGGCUGGAGACACCGUGUACUGCAGUGAAAAGCGUUUGAUUCUUUUAACAUCAUUUUCACAAAUGGCUCUGGUGCCCUAUGAUCAUUCGUUGCUUCCUGGACUCAAGAAGCUACACGACUCAUCCUCUGCAUUUCAGUUUGCUGGUCGCCACGUCAAGAUUUCGCAGGAUUGGGGAAAACUGGGAGUUGCAGCGGUUGUGUGGGAUGCUGCUGUUGUCCUCUGUACAUACCUUGAACUAGGAGCAGUUGAACUGAAGGGCAUGUCUGCAAUAGAGCUGGGUGCAGGAACAGGACUUGUGGGGAUUGUAGCCACACUACUCGGUGCCAAUGUUACCAUCACAGACAGAAAAUCGGCGCUAGAAUUUUUGCAAACAAAUGUCAAAGCCAAUCUUCCACCAGAAGUACAAAUGAAGGCUAGAAUUGCUGAACUGACCUGGGGGGAAAACCUGGAAUGUUUUGAAAGGAGCAGCUAUGAUCUUAUUUUAGGAGCUGAUAUUGUUUAUCUUGAAGAAACAUUCCAAGAUUUGCUGAACACACUGGACUACUUAAGUUCUGAGAAGACAACGAUACUGCUUUCUUGUAGAAUUCGAUAUGAGCGAGACAGCAAAUUCCUGAAGAUGAUGGAGCAAACCUUUAUGGUAAGUGAGGUCCACUACGAUCCUGAACGGGACAUUCACAUAUACAAGGCCCAAAAACACCCAACUAGUCGGGACUUAUGAAAAGUACCUGUGACCCCAAAUUUGGAUAAUGUGAGUUUGAAAAAUGGUUGGAAUUUGGUUUAAUUUUGCAGAAGAUCUUCUGGCUCCUCUAUCACAGACAACUGAAAUGCGUUACUUGACUUUUUUGGAUCUAUAAAACCCACAUUUUAAAAAUCUGCAAUAAUAUACAUCUGUGAUGAAAUUCAUUUGUUUAGCAUCUAAACUACUUCACAACUGGAACAAGGUACUGGUACCGAAAAUAAAGGCCAAAGUGACUGAAUGUGUGUCGAG